Messenger RNA from Myotis myotis, 7578 nucleotides. It is a transcript of the gene DENND4A, whose product is annotated as DENN domain containing 4A. Gene Ontology annotation, biological process: regulation of Rab protein signal transduction. Gene Ontology annotation, cellular component: ESCRT I complex; cytoplasmic vesicle. Lineage: Eukaryota; Metazoa; Chordata; Mammalia; Chiroptera; Vespertilionidae. Gene Ontology annotation, molecular function: protein binding. The transcript has 28 exons. The record is from RefSeq and is a predicted model, not a curated record. The coding region runs from base 104 to 4816 and encodes 1570 amino acids.
GGUAGAUUCUCAUGUGUGCUUCUGUAUUUAAUCUGUUGCAAUAUGUUGCCUGGGUCCAAGUAUAUGAACCUGGCCUUACGCAGAUAAGCAUAUUUCUCAUUUUAUGCAUAAAGUUCCUUUUCCAUCUCCUCAGAGACCACGGAUUUUAGUUCAGUUAUCACCACAUGAUAGUCUGAUCCUCAGUCAGCCUGUUUCUUCACCUCUUCCACUAAGUGGUGGUAAGUUUUCAACACUACUUCAGAAUUUAGGCCCUGAAAAUGCUGUGACACUACUGGUGUUUGCAGUAACCGAACAUAAGAUUCUCAUCCAUUCCUUACGGCCUUCAGUGCUUACUAGUGUGACAGAAGCAUUAGUGUCUAUGAUAUUCCCUUUCCACUGGCCAUGCCCAUAUGUUCCUCUCUGCCCACUGGCUUUAGCCGAUGUCCUGAGUGCACCAUGUCCAUUCAUAGUAGGAAUUGAUUCAAGAUACUUUGAUCUCUAUGACCCACCACCAGAUGUUAGUUGUGUUGAUCUAGAUACCAACACCAUUUCUCAAACUGGUGACAAGAAAAAUGUAGCCUGGAAGAUACUUCCAAAGAAGCCAUGUAAAAAUCUGAUGAACACACUGAAUAAUUUGUACCAGCAAUUGGCAAAAUUGCAGCAGAGACCAAGAGAUGAUGGACUAAUGGACUUAGCAAUGAAUGACUAUGAUUUUAAUUCUGGAAAGAGGUUACAUAUGAUUGAUUUGGAAAUCCAAGAGGCAUUUUUGUGUUUCAUGGCCUCUAUUUUAAAAGGUUAUAGAUCAUACUUAACACCAAUAACACAAGCCCCAUCUGAGACAGCCACAGAUGCAAGCUCUCUUUUUGCCCUACAAGCUUUCUUAAGAAGUCGAGACCGAUCACAUCAAAAAUUCUAUAACAUGAUGACCAAAACACAAAUGUUUAUUCGCUUCAUUGAGGAAUGUUCUUUUGUCAGUGAUAAAGAUGCAAGCCUGGCAUUCUUUGAUGACUGUGUAGAUAAAGUGGAUAUGGACAAAAGUGGUGAAAUGCGGCUUAUAGAACUGGAUGAAUCUUUCAAAAGUGAACAUACUGUUUUUGUAACACCACCUGAGAUCCCCCAUCUACCCAAUGGUGAAGAACCCCCUUUACAGUACAGCUAUAAUGGAUUUCCAGUUCUUAGGAACAGUUUAUUUGAGAGACCUGAUGGAUUUCUACAAACACAAAAGAGCAAAUUGCCUUCAAAAUCAAGUAGUCCUAGUAGUCCUUCUCCUAUGUUCAGAAGAACAAAACAGGAAAUUAAAUCAGCCCAUAAAAUUGCCAAACGGUACUCUUCCAUUCCUCAGAUGUGGUCUAGGUGUCUGCUGCGUCACUGUUACGGACUAUGGUUUAUUUGUCUCCCAGCUUAUGUGAAAGUAUGUCAUUCAAAAGUCAGGGCACUGAAAACAGCAUAUGAUGUGCUUAAAAAAAUGCAGUCAAAGAAGAUGGAUCCACCUGAUGAGGUGUGCUACCGCAUUCUUAUGCAGCUCUGUGGACAAUAUGAUCAGCCAGUGCUUGCAGUUCGAGUGCUUUUCGAAAUGCGGAAAGCUGGUAUUGACCCCAAUGCCAUUACUUAUGGUUAUUAUAAUAAGGCUGUUUUAGAAAGUACCUGGCCUUCACGAAGUCAUAAUGGCUAUUAUCUUUGGACAAAAUUAAGAAACGUUGUUUUAGGAGUAGCACAGUUCAAAAGAACUUUAAAGAAACAUGCACGCUUAUCACAAACAACUCUCUCAGCAGAUGGCAGUGACCUGGAUGCUGUUAGUCAUGGCAGCAUGGAUAGUGGUCAUGGGACACACACUGUGGAGCAGGCACCUUUUAAUACGGGUUUAAUCAAAGUAUAUGCUACUGAUGAUAGAUCUAGUACAGGUGGCCAGUCUGAUCUUGGAUAUAAUUCAUUAUCCAAAGAUGAAGUUAGAAGAGGAGAUAUAUCUACUGAAGACAUUCAAGAAGAAAAAGAUAAGAAAGGGAGUGAUUCUAGUUCCUUAUCAGAGAGUGAGAGUGCAAAAGGAAGUGCUGAUUGUCUUCCUAAGCUCAAUUAUCAAAGUUCUUCCAGUAUAGUUCGCCUCAGUGGUACAAAUAACAACAGUGCUGAUAAAAUAUCGGCAGAAGGCACAGAAAGCACAUCUGAGCCACUCUUAAUAUCAUCAUUUGAGAAUACAAAUGAAGCAGGAAACAUUCAAAGUAGAUGCUUCAGGAAAAGAGAUAAAAAUGGCAGUGAACCUAAUUUGCAGCAGCAAAUGUCCUGGGGAAAUAGAAACCGCAAUCAUAGUGGAGGAGUAAUGAUGGGACUUAUGCUCAAUAGAAUUAACCAGGAUGCAAACCCUGGAGAUAUGGUUGAAAAAUUAGGAGCUGAUGCAAAAAUUCUUUCACAUGUUAUCUCAAAAAGCAAAAGACCAAAUAGUCUUGAUAUUGGAAGUCCAUCUUUACGAUCAAAAAGAGAUAGUCUAGAAAAGGAAUCUAGUGAUGAUGACACACCUUUUGAUGGUUCUAAUUGUUUGGCAGAUAAAGUGGAUUCUCCAGUAAUUUUUGACUUAGAAGAUUUAGACAAUGAAACCUAUGGGUCAAAAAUGGGAUAUGUUGCCACACAAAAUCCCAAAAGGAUUCAACGUAUGAAUAGCAGCUUUUCAGUAAAACCUUUUGAAAAAACUGAUGUUGCAACAGGAUUUGAUCCCCUCUCUCUUUUGGUUGCUGAGACUGAGCAGCAGCAAAAAGAAGAGGAGGAAGAAGAUGAAGAUGAAACCAAAAGCGUUUCAACACCAUCUGCUAGGCGUGAUUUAGCUGAAGAAAUCGUGAUGUAUAUGAAUAACAUGACCAGUCCUCUGACAAGUCGGACACCAAGCAUUGAUUUACAACGGGCAUAUGAUGAUAAAUUAACUGAUAAGAAAAGUCCAACAUUGGUCAAGGCGUGUAGAAGAUCUAGCCUGCCUCCUAAUUCUCCUAGGCCAAUGAGACUUACCAAAUCUAAAAGUUAUACAAAAAAUGAAGACAGACCAAGGGAUAGACUCUGGUCUUCUCCUGCCUUCUCACCUUCUUGCCCAUUUAGGGAAGAAACUCAAGAUGCAUUUACCCAUUCAUCACCUUCAUUUAAUUUAGAUACACUACUAGUACCUAAACUGGAUGUUCUAAGGAACAGUAUGUUCACUGCUGGAAAAGGCGUUGCAGAGAAAGCAAGCAAAUGGUAUUCAAGGUUCACCAUGUAUACCGCAUCAUCUAAGGAUCAAAGUUCUGAUCGUACCAGUCUUUCUUCAGUGGGAGCCCAGGAUUCUGAAUCUACCUCUUUAACGGAUGAAGAUGCCGGCCCUGAGUUGGAAGGAGCCACUUCCUCCCAAGAGUGCAGUACUACCACAAGGACUAAGGGCAUUGAUUUCAGCAGAACAAGCCUAGGAAGUUCUGCCUCCCUAGAAGGAUCCCUGUCAAAGUUUGCCUUACCUGGGAAAUCAGAGGUGGCAUCUCCCUGCAACACAAGUAACACAAAUAUCUUCCAGAACUAUGCAAUGGAGUGCCAUUUUCUCCCACAGGUUCUCAUCUCAAGUUGCUCUCGGUGUAGAACUUGUGAUUGUCUUGUCCAUGAUGAAGAAAUCAUGGCUGGCUGGACAGCAGAUGAUUCAAAUCUCAAUACUACAUGCCCAUUUUGUGGCAAUCUUUUCUUGCCCUUUUUGAAUAUCGAGAUAAGAGAUUUAAGACGACCUGGAAGAUACUUUUUGAAGUCAAGUCCAUCUAUAGAAAAUAUGCAUUUUCCAUCCUUUUCAAGUCAGGGAAGGCAGUCUUGUAUCUCAACAUCAGCCUCUGGUCUUGACACAUCUGUUAUCUCUGUUCAAGGGAAUUUUGAUUUAAAUAGCAAAUCUAAACGGCUGGAAAAUACAUAUGCCCGAAGUAUUCCGAUCCCUGCUGAUAGAUCAAAAACAGCUCUAUCAAAAUGUCCAAUAUUUCCAAUGACCAGGAGUGUCAGUACUUCCGGUCCCUUGGAUAAGGAAGACACUGGAGGGCAGAAGCUAAUUCCUACAGGCAGCCUGCCAACUACUUUACAAGGAGCUACAGAUUCUUUAGGAUUAGAAUGGCACCUCCCAAGUCCAGAUCCUAUCACUGUCCCAUAUCUCAGUCCUUUAGUAGUAUGGAAGGAACUUGAAAGCUUACUGGAAAAUGAAGGCGAUCAUGCAAUAACAGUGGCAGACUUUGUGGAUCAUCAUCCAAUUGUUUUUUGGAACCUGGUGUGGUAUUUUAGACGUCUUGACUUGCCCAGUAACUUACCUGGAUUGAUUCUUUCUUCUGAGCAUUGUAACAAGUAUUCAAAGAUUCCCCGCCACUGUAUGUCUGAAGAUAGUAAAUAUGUUUUAAUACAAAUGUUAUGGGACAAUAUGAAAUUACAUCAGGAUCCAGGACAGCCCUUGUAUAUCCUCUGGAAUGCCCACAGUCAAAAUCGUACUCUUUUGUUUGAGACCCAUAAGUAUCCAAUGGUCCAUUUAUUACAAAAAGGUGAUAAUUCAUUUAGCCAGGAACUAUUGAAAAAUAUGGUAAAAAGCAUCAAAAUGAAUGAUGUCUAUGGACCAAUGAGUCAGAUUUUAGAGACACUGAAUAAAUGUCCUCAUUUUAAAAGACAGAGGAGUUUAUAUAGAGAAAUAUUAUUUCUCUCACUUGUGGCACUGGGAAGAGAAAAUAUUGAUAUAGAUGUAUUUGAUAAAGAAUACAAGAUGGCAUACGAUCGUCUCACACCUAGUCAAGUCAAGAAUACACACAACUGUGACAGACCGCCAAGUACAGGAGUGAUGGAAUGUCGAAAAACCUUUGGAGAACCUUAUCUUUAAGAUGUGUGUGUGUGUGUGUGUGUGUGUGUACUUUCAAUAUGUAUUGUAUAGUCUGUGUAUAAAAUAACACUUUUAGACUCUAAACUUUUCUUCUUCAAUUUUUGAAAAUGAAUUUGUAAAUGGUUCAGAAUGUCCAUAUAGCUCAUGUACAGAAUAUUUUAAGGAGAAUAGUGACCAAUAGGGAGAGAGCCACUUUGUUUCCCCUUUCCUUUUUUUCCUUUACUUUCCCUAUAACAAUCAGUUCGUUUUGUGAUGGGGAAAUCCCUAAACAAAAUUAGUUCCCAUAAAAUAAAACAACCUUUUCAUGGUUUCUCUUGUAAGAGACAUAUUGAAAACUCAUGUAUGAAACUUGAACUAAUGUAGUAUCUCCUGUUUUCAUAGACUAGUCAAAUGUUUUGACCAUGAAGUUGUAUUAUACAUAUUUUAAAUUGUUUAUAGUAAGUUGAUAUUUUUUUAAUUUUUAAACUUAAUAUAGCAAGCUUAAAAUGAACUUAAACUUAUAAAGCAAGCAAUUAAGUGCUUAUUUUCCUUGUCUGCUAUUUGAAGUAACUAGUACAGCUGCAGAUCUCUAUAUGUAAAUCUAUCUAUAUUUUUUUUAUUACUUGGGGGAAUGAUUAAAAAAAUGUCAGUGCUAGUGUCUGUGUUGUCCUGGAAUUGCAUGUUAGUACUCCUACGCCUAACGGCAGUGAGUGAGUCAUGACAAGGGUGUGCACUGCCCAGACUGACUCAUUGAGCCUUGUGGAAGGAGAGCCCCAGAGGUUCCAAGUCUGUUUCUGCAAAAUCAGGGUCAGUAUACCACAAUUCCAAAAUUUCUCUAUCGCUAAUAGAUACAUACAGUCCACAGGGGAAAUAGCUUACAAAGCCAAAUAUCAGUUUAAAUUUUAAUAUCUACAUAAAUAUUUAUGUUGGGAAAUAUGUCAGACAAUAUACUCUAUUCCAGAUUUUAACCUUAAUGUCUAAAAUAUUGGGUAUGAUGCAAAUUGUACUGUAUUUAUCGGGAAUAUGGCCUACUGGAGUUUUCAGUUAAUAUUAUAUACAGAUAUAAAUAUUCAAUUUUUUUUCAAAAGUAGAAAAGUAAUAACUCUCUAAAAGUAAAGUCAGAGAGAAUUUCCCAUAUUGAGGAAAUUGGCUUUUUCAAUAAGCCUUCAGAAUCUGAAGUUUAUGGAAUGUAAAGUCCAGAAAUCAGACAAUAAAUUGAAUAUUUAAGCAUCAUGAGUAGACUCUAAAAUAUAUUUUUAAUCUCAUUUCUAAUUUCACUUUCUUUGGGUAAUUCUGAUCAAAAGUAUUCUUUGGCUGUUAGAAUUAUUUAUAGAUUUUCAGUACGUGUGUAUGUUUGCAUACAUUGUCAUUAAGGAAGGAAUUCUCUAGCCAAUUUCAAAGAAAAAAAUGGGUGGUCCCAAUUUAUGUGUAUAAAGCCAGUAAAGUCCAGGACAUUUGGACUGGGGAUAACAUGAAGUCCUGAGACUUAGAAUCAGCUCAGCUACAGAAAACCACCUUUUGAGUUCACACUGUUAGUGAAUAUCACGAAGCUGAAACAUUUCACAGCUUUCUUCUACUCUGGAAAAUAACAGGAAGAGUUUAAAAAUGUAAAAUUUUAGUUCAGUUAGUUUGGGGCUGAACUUGCUUACUUGAAAAAUCUGGUGCUAUGCAUGUGUCUGCCUCUCCUUUGUAAAUACCACUCCAAUUUUGUCUUCUACUAUUCAAAUCCAAGCUUCACAUUCUGAGUCUUAUGUUUUCUACCUAAAUCAGUGGUCGCCAACCUUUUGGACCUCACAGACCACUGGUUGGCGACUGCUGUUCUAAAUCACUUGUAAGUUGUCUAGUGAGAAAUAUGUGAUAGGUGAGACUUUUGGCAUUGCCCACAACAUCCCUCCAAACAGGAUUCUGGGGUUCUAUUCUGGCUUUUGUUGUUGUCUGUUGGUUGGUUUGUUUCCCUUAUAAGAACAGCUUUCACUAUUGUUUACCUAUCUUUAACACAAUAUGAAUCACAGUUCUUUUAUUUCAAAUCUGACCCAAAACGGUGAGGUAAAGCCCAUUCUUCAUAGGUCAAACUUAUUUGGAAAAGUGAAUAUAAUUUGUAUCUCCUCCCCCCACACAUAGUUUUAUUUCUGCUUUUGGUUGGGUUUUGUUUCCCCUACUUUUAAUCCCCAAGGAAUAUUAUUUACACAAAUUUAGUCUUAAAACAUACUCUGAACCAUGAAAAGGAAGUGGUAAACUCUUCAAAACAAAAUUAAAAUAUGAUCAUCCUUUAAAAUAACUCUAUGCAUUCUUUCCUUCUGUUUUUUUCUCUGUUGACCAUACAUUUUGGAGAAUCAUGGCCAAUUGUGUUGGAGAGAAAUACCCUUUGCUACAUUACCUGUCUCUGAUUUUCUUACUCUUAGUUUUGUUAUAUGUUUAAUAGUUGAAAAUAAAUCAUUCUGUGUCCUGGUAUAACUUUACUACUUUUUUCAAUUGUGUUUUGAAUGUCACACACUUGUAUUUUAUAUCAUAUUUAGAUAUUCAGCUUUUCAUCCUAUUGUCAGGUAGGGAGUUGUGCAGCUUGUUCAUAUUCUGAUUUUUGUCUUUCGUGAUUGUUUGGAGGAUUUUUGUAUUUGUGUGUGUUGUUUUUGUGUGUUGUUGUUGUUGUUUGCUUUAAAACCCUAAAAUCACCUGCCUGUUUUAUUGUAAGAUUUUCUAAUAUGUCUUCCAUUUUUGUAUGUAGAGAAAUGAUCCCUGCAAAUGUUGGUUCAGCAUUUCAGGUGAUAAAUACUAAUUUUACUUUA